UACCGUAACUAAGAACGGACCAGACGGAAGAUCUGCAGCUAUGGCGGCGUCUGAAAACAAUGUGGAUCUAAAACGCAAAGCAGAGGAUAUCCAGGAAGGCGAUGGGGAUGGAGAAGAUGCAGAAUGGGUCGGACCCAUGCCGAGCGAAGCCACGAAGACCAAGAAAAGAAAAGUACUCGAGUACGAACGUGUGUAUCUGGACAACCUCCCGUCGGCUGCAAUGUAUGAACGCAGCUACAUGCACAGAGACGUUAUCUCUCACAUAGUUUGCUCCAAGACAGACUUCAUCAUCACAGCCAGCCAGGACGGACACGUCAAAUUUUGGAAGAAGAAGGAGGACGAGGGAAUCGAGUUCGUGAAACACUUUCGAAGUCACCUUGGUGUGAUAGAAAGCAUAGCGGUCAGCGCUGAAGGAGCCCUUCUCUGUUCUGUGGGUGACGAUCAGGCAAUGAAAGUGUUCGAUGUCGUCAACUUUGACAUGAUCAAUAUGCUGAAGCUGGGUUUCCAUCCGGGUCAGAGCGAGUGGAUCUAUAACCCCGGUGACGCCAUCUCCACCGUGGCCUGUUCGGAAAAGUCCACGGGGAAGAUCUUCGUGUACGACGGGAGGGGGAGCAACGAGCCACUGCACGUCUUCGAUAAGAUGCACUCCUCCCCCCUGUCCCAGAUCCGCCUCAACCCCAGGUUCCGAGUCAUCGUGUCGGCGGACAAAGCCGGGAUGCUGGAGUACUGGACGGGCCUCCCCAGCGAGUUCAAGUUCCCCAGACACGUGGACUGGGAGUACAAGACGGACACGGACCUGUACGAGUUCGCCAAGCACAAAACCUACCCCACCAGCCUGGCCUUCUCCCCCGACGGGAGGAAGAUGGCCACCAUCGCCUCGGACCGGAAGGUCCGGAUCUUCCGCUUCCUGACGGGGAAACUGAUGAGAGUGUUCGACGAGUCGCUGACGAUGUUCACGGAGCUGCAGCAGAUGAGGCAGCAGCUUCCUGACAUGGAGUUCGGGAGGAGGAUGGCGGUGGAGCGGGAGCUGGAGAAGGUGGACGGCAUCAGACUCACCAACAUCAUCUUUGACGAGACGGGACAUUUCGUCCUGUACGGGACGAUGCUCGGCAUCAAGGUCAUCAACGUGGAGACCAACAGAUGUGUCCGUAUCCUGGGGAAACUGGAGAACAUCCGCGUGGUCCAGCUGAGCCUGUUCCAGGGCGUCGCUAAGGCCAUGCAGGUGGCUCCCACCGUGGAGAUGAAGGCCUCCGACAACCCGGCCCUGGAGAACGUGGAGCCCGACCCGACCAUCUUCUGCACCGCGUUCAAGAAGAACCGCUUCUACAUGUUCUCAAAGAGGGAACCGGAGGACACGAAGAGCGCCGACUCGGACAGAGACAUCUUCAACGAGAAGCCGUCCAAGGAGGAGGUGAUGGCCGCCACGCAGGCCGAGGGCCCCAAGAGAGUGUCCGACAGCGCCAUCAUCCACACCACCAUGGGAGACAUCCACAUCAAGCUCUUCCCCGUAGAAUGCCCGAAGACGGUGGAGAACUUCUGCGUCCACAGCAGGAACGGAUACUACAACAGCCACAUAUUCCACAGAGUGAUUAAGGGUUUCAUGAUCCAGACCGGAGACCCGACGGGGACGGGGAUGGGAGGAGAGAGCAUCUGGGGCGGAGAGUUCGAGGACGAGUUCCACGCGACGCUGAGACACGACCGACCGUACACGCUGAGUAUGGCCAACGGGGGCCCGGCCACCAACGGCUCCCAGUUCUUCAUCACCGUGGUCCCCACGCCGUGGCUCGAUAACAAACACACGGUGUUCGGGAGGUGCACUAAAGGCAUGGAGGUGGUGCAGAGGAUCUCCAACAUGAAAGUCAACCCCAAGACGGACAAACCGUACGAGGACAUCAGCAUCAUCAACAUCACCGUCAAGUGAUCGCACGUCUCCCUCGGCUCCCGGACAGUCCUCCUCCUCCUCCUCCUCCUCCUCCUCCUCCACUUCCUCCUCCUCCAGAGCAUCAUCGGCAUCAGCACAGACACGAAUUAGGUCAAUUAGUUUAUUAUACAGCAUCACAUUAUAUAGAAUUUACAAAAAGCCAAUAUCAAGUCCACCAAAGGUAACAAAGGGCUCUGAAUGUGCUUUCAAAAAGGAGGAACGGAUGGUUUUCACAAACUAUGUGGGAGGAUUUUCACACGUGCAGUUUUUUCCUUUUGUUUUUUUUUUUGUUUUUUAUACAUAGAUACAAAUAUUAAACAUUACAUAGCAAUGAAUAAAGAUCAACUCAAAUGAUGGUUCCUGGACAACGA
Molecule: messenger RNA, 2292 nt
Organism: Mugil cephalus (flathead mullet)
Lineage: Eukaryota; Metazoa; Chordata; Actinopteri; Mugiliformes; Mugilidae
Gene: ppwd1
Product: peptidylprolyl isomerase domain and WD repeat containing 1
Exons: 11
Coding region: 41-1921 (626 amino acids)
Biological process (GO): protein peptidyl-prolyl isomerization
Molecular function (GO): peptidyl-prolyl cis-trans isomerase activity; protein binding
Source: RefSeq, a predicted model, not a curated record